ACCCGGUGGAAGUCAGUCGUACCUCGACCAGCAUCACCAGCACAGCGACGUCCGAGGAGACACGUUCACCUGGUCACAUAGAUCGAGUCACAAGUCCUCUUUUGUGUUUGUUAUCAUUUUUUUUUCCAAUCCGUCUCGUUGGAAAGAUUCAUCAUGCAGACUGCCGUGGUUUUGCUCUCCUGCCUCGCCUACGUCAGCGCCAUCCCCGUGCUGUUCCUCUCCUAUUCAGGGGGUUCGUCUCCGCUGAGUAGUUUCAUGGAGUGUCCCUUCCCUGUCCCUUAUGUGGAUAAAGCUACCUCGAAGAUCACAUACAAGUGUCCCCGCGGCGUCGAGAUCAUCGAGGCUGUCAGCUCCCGCAGAGGAAGCGAAGCCGUGGAAGUCGUCGAGAUUGACGACCUGGAAUCCUCUGCCCUGAACGACGGCGCUCAGGUGGUCGUGGUGAAGCCCCUGAAACCCACGGAGCUCGAAAACCCCGCACAAGGAACGUACACGAACCCGGACGACUGCAAGGACAAUGAAGUGUACAAUCCCGAAAUCGACGCGUGCCUGCCCUACAUCCCCGCCGAAUCCACCGACUCCGACGCCGAGAAGCCCGACAAGCCCAACAAGCCCAACAGGCCCAACAGGCCCAACAGGCCCAACAAGCCCAAGAAGCCCACCAAGCCCCUGGAGAAGGAGGAUCAGCCCAUCGUCAUCGCCGUCGGCAAGGAGAAGCGACCGAGGUGCAAGGAGGGCGAGAUCUACCUGUCCGAGCUCGACAUCUGCGUCUGCUACCCCGAGGAGAACUGCGAGGACUAAACGCCCUCGCCAGAGAUUCCAGAUGGCUGUUUGGAGAGCUGGUGAACGUAUUUUAUAUGAUCUGUAUAUGAGAAUCUAACAGAGUAUAUCAGUCAUGUAAAUACAGCUAACUUAAUUUAAUUAUUUACAUUUGCCAGUGUCUUUUCUAGGCGUCUGGCAUUUCCGUAGCUUUAAGUAGUUUAUACCAAGCUUGUGAAAAUUUGUUUUGGUAAUUCAAGAAAAGAUUUUUUAUAUGCACUUUAUAUUCGCAAAGUAGACAUCAUAUGACUUAUAUAUAAAUAUAUAUUUGAUAGUACAAAACUUGUCUUCCUUUUUCUUUGGUCAUGCAGAUAAUUUUUCCAGAAUAAAUGAUUUGCA
Messenger RNA from Penaeus monodon (black tiger shrimp), 1155 nucleotides. RefSeq lists its product as uncharacterized. Lineage: Eukaryota; Metazoa; Arthropoda; Malacostraca; Decapoda; Penaeidae. The record is from RefSeq and is a predicted model, not a curated record.